This is a messenger RNA of Ostrinia furnacalis (Asian corn borer), 5210 nucleotides long. It is a transcript of the gene ari-1, whose product is annotated as E3 ubiquitin-protein ligase ariadne-1. Gene Ontology annotation, molecular function: zinc ion binding; ubiquitin-protein transferase activity. The record is from RefSeq and is a predicted model, not a curated record. The transcript is spliced from 10 exons. NCBI's taxonomy places the organism in Eukaryota, Metazoa, Arthropoda, Insecta, Lepidoptera, Crambidae. Bases 172 to 1698 code for a protein of 508 amino acids. Gene Ontology annotation, biological process: protein ubiquitination.
UGACGUCAUAGACACUGCCAUCCCAUACGUCAGAGGUUUUGGCAGCCCGUGGGUGAACUAUUUUCUUCAUUGUUGACCUUUCCUAAAUCUUAGGUGUAAUUAUUUCAUCAUUAGACGUACUCUGGCUGUACACUAAUUACCAAAUAUUCAUAUUUCGCCAAAGUCUCGACUAUGGACUCCGAAGAUGAUACAAAGGAUGAUGUGGAUUCUGGGAAUGAGUCCAGUGGAGACGAUGUCGACUUUGCAAUGGACGUUGAGACUCACAGUACAAGGGAACGACAAACGGAGCUUGAGGAAUAUCCAUACGAGGUGUUAUCUACGGAGGAAAUCGUUCAGCACAUGGUUGACUGUAUCAAAGAAGUGAAUACUGUUGUCGAGAUACCUACAACAACUACUCGCAUAUUGUUAAACCAUUUCAAAUGGGACAAAGAGAAGCUCAUGGAACGAUUCUACGAUGGGGACCAGGAUCAGUUGUUCUCCGAAGCUAGAGUCAUAAAUCCAUUUAGAAAACCAGUCAUACAAAGGCCAAAGUUAUUAUUGUUACAGUUACCCAGACGGAUAUCAACAUCAGGAACGGAGGAAUGUGAAAUAUGCUUUUCAGUCUUACCAACUUCGAUGAUGACAGGUCUAGAAUGUGGUCAUAGGUUUUGCACACAAUGCUGGUGUGAAUAUUUAACAACUAAAAUAAUGGAAGAAGGCUUAGGUCAAACGAUAGCGUGCGCGGCGCACGCGUGCGACAUCCUGGUGGACGACGCGACGGUCAUGCGCCUGGUGCGCGAGCCGCGCGUCAAGCUCAAGUACCAGCACAUCAUCACCAAUAGCUUCGUAGAGUGCAACCGACUGCUGCGGUGGUGUCCCUCGCCGGACUGCAGUAACGCGAUCAAGGUCGCGUACGUGGAGGCGGCGCCGGUCACCUGCCGCUGCGGCCACACCUUCUGCUUCGCGUGCGGCGAGAACUGGCACGACCCCGUGCGCUGCUGCCUGCUCAGGAAGUGGAUCAAGAAAUGCGACGACGACUCAGAGACGUCCAACUGGAUAGCGGCGAACACUAAGGAGUGCCCGAAAUGCAACGUGACCAUAGAGAAGGACGGCGGCUGCAACCACAUGGUGUGCAAGAAUCAGAACUGCAAGGCCGACUUCUGCUGGGUCUGCCUCGGGCCCUGGGAGCCGCACGGCAGCAGCUGGUAUAACUGCAACAGAUACGACGAGGACGAAGCGAAAGCGGCCCGCGACGCGCAGGAGCGCUCGCGUGCAGCGCUGCAGCGCUACCUGUUCUACUGCAACCGGUACAUGAACCACAUGCAGUCGCUGCGCUUCGAGUCCAAGCUCUACGCGUCGGUUAAGGAGAAGAUGGAGGAGAUGCAGCAACACAACAUGAGCUGGAUUGAGGUGCAAUUCCUGAAGAAAGCCGUGGACAUCCUCUGCCAGUGCCGGCAGACGCUCAUGUACACUUACGUGUUCGCGUACUACCUGCGCAAGAACAACCAGUCGGUCAUCUUCGAGGACAACCAGCGCGACCUCGAGUCCGCCACCGAGACGCUCUCCGAGUACCUCGAGCGGGACAUCACUAGCGAGAACCUGGCCGAUAUCAAGCAGAAGGUGCAGGACAAGUACAGAUACUGCGACAGCCGGCGCAAGGUGCUACUGGAGCAUGUGCACGAAGGCUACGAGAAGGACUGCUGGGACUACACAGAGUAAUCGCCUCCUGCACCACGCCACCCACACCACACCCGCACCACUCAUACACUCACAAGUAUACGUCGACGACAUGACAGUGUUUGACCGCGGCCCCUCCGAAAGGUUCCGACGAAAACACUCGAGUAUCGACUAUAGUUGAACUUCACCAUGACGAUAGACAUGCUUGUCGGGGAUGUUACACAAUUAAAAUGGAUUUAUUCUUAUGCACUCAAAUUAUGUCCUUUAGUAUUCGCUCGUACGAUGAAUGCCAUAUACGCAUAUCGUGAAACUUGCAAAACACUUUGACAAAAGCGCAAUAAAUUCCAUAUAACGAGUCGUACCAUCUGUUUGUGUUUUUUAGGGAAUAUUGUUUUGUUUUAUCUAAUUCAGAUUAUAGGCUUUAAUGGGCCUGAAAAUUAGUAAAUUAGCAUAAUUAAUGAAUGAGUUACUGGUGUAUUGCUUUUUGUAUGAAAUUUCAUGGCGUACUUGAUGUUUUGCAUGUUUUGCGAAUUCUCAUAAGCCCUUGAGAUUUUGCGUUGUUGAUAUUCUUUAUAUGAGCUGUAUUUGGAAUUGACUUGUGUCCCGUUGCGGUCACGUUCUGUCCGCGCAUUCUCAUCCUGUGUGAAUGAACGAUUUAUUUGCAAACAUAUUAAAUGUACUUCCAAAAUAAUAUGUGCAGGUAUAUUGUAUAGUGUACGAUCUCAUAACGUUAAAAAUGAUUUCUCAAAAAUAUUGUUUCAAACAUUUAAAUACUCAAUGUAUAUUUUUGUUUUGUAAAGAAAUAACUUACUAAAUGAUUUAAAUUAACACUAUUUUGUAAAGCUAAUGAAGAAUGAAUCAUUUGGUUCAAUUAAUUCGUGAUGUGACAACAUAUGGUUAGACAUUUCUUUUCUUUAAAAGAGUCAAAAACUUGAGUUUAUGUUUAUGUCAUCUUGACCAUUUGCCUUUCUUAUGGUCGUAAUAAUUCAAAUAAUAUGUUUUCCCUUGUUUUAUUUACAAAAUAGGUAUACAAUUUUAUUAAGAUCAUAUCGUCGUCAUCCGGGGUCAUAAUGAAAAUAAAGGAAAUUUUUUACCUAUAAAGAUAAUCUGUUUCUACAAUUUAUAGCAUGUACAAUUAAUCGAUUCUUUAACUUCUGAUCUUAUUACCAAUAUUAAUUAUAAAGAAAUUUUAACGUGAACACGAUAAAUAAUUCUGCACAUACCGAGUGAUGAUACGGCCGGGGUAACCUCACGAGACACGCGUUGCCGUGUGAAUUCUACUCGGCACGGGAAUGACAUCGUUUCGCUUCUUAUACGCCUUAUUUCGUAGUCAUAUUCUUUAUUGUUCCAUAGCAAUAUUGCGUGAAUAAGGUAUAAAUAAGGAAAAACAUCGGCAGCAAUCAAUUUUAACGACUGUUUCGGCAUAUUGCCGCAUUGACGAAAAAUCUCACCAGUUUCACUAUACCGUAAAAUGAUGCACACAGGUCCCGUAUUUUAAAUGGACAAGUAUGAACUAUUCCUAAAUCAGUGGUGGCCAAACUUUUGACCUGUGAGGUCUACUUAUGCUCGAAAAUAUUUCUUGCGGUCGAUUGCAAGGUAGAGUUUAGAAGAGUGAAAUAAAACAUUUUAGCAGCAACAAUACUACCACGGUACGACCGACCGAAACAUAUGAGUAGGUGAGUACCUAUAUUUAUAGGUAGAUAGAUAGUCAGUGUUCUUGGCGCGAAUAGAAAAUAAGGUCAGUUUAUUUAACUCUCGCGGGCUACCAAAAUCGUCUUCAUCGACCGAUAGACCGCGGUCGACCUCUUGGCCAUCACUGUCCUAAAUAUUAAAAUUCAAUCUCCCAUUUUUUUUAGUUUAAUUCGAAUUUUGAGAAUUGUUUAGUAUUACGACUGCGAAAGGGGAUCCUUUGAGGCGUGAGUACCAAAUCGGCGGUACCUCAUGUUUGCAUCGUAUCUAUCAGCAUCUUUAGAUCUAUGCAUUUUUAUAAAACGACUUUCAAAACCGACCACUAACCACAGCCUGCAGUGUAGUGCGACAGUGCAGUCGCUUUCGAAGGUCAUUUUAUAAAAGUACAGUUGCCAGCAUGUCAGCCUACAGCAAACGGUCGAUUUUCCUCAAUGAAUUUAAACUUUAUAUCUUUGAAAUAAAGUUUGAAAUUGAUUGAGGAAUUUUGUGGUAGGUUGAGGUGCCGGUGUCAAUUCAUGGACAUAGAAACAAGUGGUUCGUUGCGGUCAAAAACUUGCCUUUGAGAAUUGGGGUUUUACAUCUGCUUCCAUCACAUCUUUGCACCGGUGUGACGUGACAAAAAAAGAAAGAUCUGGGAUGUCAGAAGCGAAGUAGAAGAAAAAGAAUUGGAGUUCUUAUUGGCAUACGAAAUAUCUCUAAUCGUAUAUUAACUUCCCUACGAUUUACGUGAAUUCGUAUGCGAAUUUACGAAUGAUUCAAAAAAAUCUAGAUCCCGUGCCGAGUGGAUUUCCCACGAACGACAACCUUCAUUCAGAUCUCCCGCUACACAACAGCGUUAGUUAGAUAGAGUCGACAUUAUUUUUCGACUGUAACGUUUUAGUUUUAGUUUAUAUAUUUGAUGAUUUUGAUACUUUAAUGUUAAUGUAGCCUCUUGUAAAUCGCUUAGUGUAGUUAAACGUUUUAAACCUCUUGAUGAUGCUUGUUUGAAUCUUCGUAUUACUAUGACCUCAUUUCAUUUGUAUUGUAUAAAACUGUGGUGUAUUUGAGUUCUCAUUGUAUCUGCUUACUUAAAUAUUUUUUCCUUAAAUCGAAUCUUACGAGUCAAAUAGUGGCACAACAUAAUAAAAUAUCGAUUUAUCGGUUAAGAAGAUGCAAGAAAAAUAUUUUUACCAAAAAUCCUAUUUUUGUUAUUAGAGUACUGUUUAACGAUAUAAAGAUUAAUUAAGCUGUUAGUUCAGGAUAUAGUGUGUUUUUUAUUCUGUGAUCGACUUAUAAUUUAAUGCCUCGAAGGCUUUCUCGGUGUUGGUAGAACUAAAUUAUCACUGAACAAUCUAGUGGCCGACUCGACACGCUUGUGUUGUUAAAACUAUAAUUAAAAUGUAAUUUAAAAUUCUCAAUAAAAAUUAACGACUGGUAUUGUAAAGUUGUAUUUACUAACUAAGAGUUAGAGUGUCGAGAGUUGAGUUUUAAAUGAUAGGAUAGUGAUAUGUGGCUAGAAACUUAGACGCGACCUGCCUAGACACCACAAUCGAUGCCAGUUCGUACUUUUGAAGGCCUUUCAAAUCGCCGAAAUCCGCUUAUUGUAUGAUAAUUCUCGCGCUACAUAUCUCUGUCUCUAAUAAUUAUCUAAUAAUAAUAAUUAAUGGUACGGAUUGUGCAUAAGUCGGUUGCACUGCCAGUAAUGUUCUAAAGUACGACGCUUGCGAGCUCACAUAGUGGGCGGCGCCGCGCGGGCGGCACACACACAUUGUACAUAUAGAUGCUGUAUAGAUAUUUAUAUGAUUACGUGUACUUCACAAUACUUGUGUAUUGACGAGCAUCUUGUAUGUGUGCCUAUGCUGAGGACACAGAUGUCUUAAAACUAA